Molecule: messenger RNA, 3221 nt
Organism: Nematostella vectensis (starlet sea anemone)
Lineage: Eukaryota; Metazoa; Cnidaria; Anthozoa; Actiniaria; Edwardsiidae
Product: potassium channel subfamily K member 9
Exons: 2
Coding region: 978-1892 (304 amino acids)
Biological process (GO): stabilization of membrane potential; potassium ion transmembrane transport
Cellular component (GO): membrane
Molecular function (GO): potassium ion leak channel activity
Source: RefSeq, a predicted model, not a curated record
GCUUUUUGAUUCUAUCAGAAAAGUUAAAAGAUGUUCAAGUUAUUGUCAAUCCAAAUUAUAGUGAAUAUAUUUCUGAACGGUUCAGAGAUUGCGCGAAUUUUGUUGUUGUUGUUGUUGUUGCCGUGUUAUCACCCCCAAUAGCUUGCUUGGCAAGCGUUUCUGUGUGUUUUGAAGGCGAAGAAAUAAGAAGGUAAUUACUUUUUUUUACAAUAAAAGGGGGGAGGAGUUCAUCCUUCCCCUUCUUCUAUUUGCGCACGCUCUAUUUUUCGCUCGUCCAAUCGUCAAAAAAAAAAAAAACCUCGUUCUCUUCUUGUGUGAAAGCUACCCAAUGUUUUCUCGUCCCUGCUAUUUAUCAAAAAGCCUUGCAUGUUUUUUUAGGAUGCUUUAUUCCUUGUGAAUGUGUAAAAAAAAAAAGCCAAUAACCAUGCGCGGGGUCUGGUAACCCAACACAGGAAACCCGGUCAAAGACUAAUCUGCAAAAUGUAUCUCGUUCACAAGGCCGAGUAUAAUUCGGGGGUAUAUCAACCCAAUCAGAUAUAUCAGUAUAUCUGCCGAAAAGUUGUACAUUGUUACUUCUUUUAACAAUUUUGUGAAAAAAUAUUUUGGUAAAGUUUUGAAAAAAGUUUGGUAAAAUUAAAUGAUGUAAUUUCUACAUUAAUUUCAAAUUAUUUCUAAAGUUUUUUUUAAAGAGAAAGAGAAUUUUUUAAGCUUAUAGAAUUAGUUUUUUUUAUCUAAAAUCGACUACCAGUCUUUGGUGAAUUAUCGUAUUAGCUAGCUAUUAGAUAGAAUGGUUGUCAAGUGUUAUUUUACAAUUACUUUAAACAAAAGCUUGCCCCUAAGCGGAUAUUAGCAUACAAUUGGUUUUCUUAGUAAACUCAUUUGUCUACUUUGCUCGUGUUUGUUCGUCAGAAGCUAGAAGUGGAGCUGUUAGAACACACUGAUACAGCUGCCGUAAACCUAUCACUCAUGAUAACAACAUGGCCCUUCUCACAAUCUUUCUACGUUCUCUCCUAUUUAUUGCCUACCUCAGCAUAGGAAUGGUGACUUUUAUGCGGCUCGAAGGGGAUAACCAACUAUCGGAGCAGAAAAAAAAGGAACAUAUGCAAGAAAAGUUGAUGAAAAACAUGACUACACAGUUCAACAUGUCCAAAGAGGAGUUUUCCCAGUUUGUGUCAAUCGCUGUCCAGGCGCAUGCAAAUCCUUCAGUUGAAUGGGAUCCAUUCAAUACGUUCGAGUUCACCUUGCAAACCGUUACAACAAUCGGUUACGGGACAAUUACCCCUAAAACAGAUGGUGGACGUCUUUUGUGCAUCUUCUACGCGCUAUUCGGGAUCCCUGUGGCAGCGCUGCUUCUUCAGGCCCUGGGUAAAUCCCAUCAUGCUCUUGUAUCAGCGACUAUUAAAGCCGUAGAAUCGAAAUGCACGUCGGGAAAAGAGGUGGUGUACCAGGAGGAAAAAUGCGUGCUGGGAACUUUGAUCAGUUUCAUCUUCAUGAUCUGCAUAGGGGCUUGGAUAUACACCAAUGAGGAGGGCACAUAUCUUGAAGGGACGUACGCUUGGUUCAUAACUUUUACCACCAUCGGAUAUGGGGAUAUAGUCCCCGGAGGGCACUCUAAAAAUCCGGGGUAUAUCUGGGUGCGUCUCAUUGUUAUAAUGCUGGGCCUCACCGUCACUGCAAGCGUGUUAACUGCAAUAAGCUCUUGCUUAGAGAAAAGGGAUGUUAAGGCCUUGACGUGUUCGGGUUGUCCCGCGGGAUGUCUCGUAAAAUUGGGUUGUCCCGCGGGACGAUGCUAUGGUCACUCGGUUGGCUCGCCUGGUACCUAUCGCUCGGAUCCCGUUUUCGAGUUGGAUAACAGUGGAAGAAUCCAAGAGGACGAAGAAAAGAAUGCAUGAAUGGCUCAUAAUAGGAUUGUGUAUUCCUGUGUAUAGUUUACGCAUGGCAUGAAAUUAUCAUUUCUAAGAAUAUAUUUCUAAGAAACUAUCAUACUACCAAACUAUAAUAGUUCAGCACAUGAAGUCCUUGUACAAAGCUAUGUAUAUAUAUAGUAUAACUAGAAAGACUAAAGACAAGCUGUAGAAAAACUAGAUGGUCUGCAUAGGCGUGGUGUAGACAAGGUAUAAAUCAACACAAGUUUGAUUAGGUAUAUGAAAUAGAGUAGUCGCGCUGACGUUUCGAGCGUUAGCCCUUCGUCGGAGCUCGAACGUCAGCGCAACUACUGAUUCACAGAGGCGUUUAACAUAACUUUUCAACCGUGUGUUGAUUUAUACCAUGUAUAUACAUAUAUAAGCUUCGAUGGAAAUAAUUAUUUGUAAAGUAUUCGUUCACUUCGCGAAAAAAUACCAAAAAAAGAUAUCUAUAUGGAUGACGCACCGUGAGUGGUUGGGGAGGGGACACUUAUGUACUUAUGCGUGUGUCCAUAACUUUGGAAUUUCUGCAGGAAGCCCAACAGCAGGUAACCCGAUGAAAACGCCUGGUACUUGGCUUUGAAGCUUUGCCUUGGGGGGAGGGGGGUAUAAAAGUAGAUAACUGCAUAACAUUCCCUUAGGGGUGUUCAAAAUUUUCCGCUUCUGCUACCCCUUAUGCUAGUGGACCAUCACAUCGUAACUAACUGGACACGAAUGUAGUCAGAAAAGAGACGUGUUCGAUGGGGGCGUCUUAGUAGCGCAAUCCAAUGAAAUUGAAACUGUGUUUGUUUUUAUUGAUAAAAGCUUAAAAUUGCUUCGAUUAGUACUUACCCACUUACAAGAACCUGCAACCUAAAAAGAUAAAUCCAAACCACAUUUACAUAAGAACUUGUAUUUAGCCUAAAAUUUUGAAGGCUUAUAGAAAUUAACCUUAAAAAUUCUUCAUGCAAAAAAAGAAAUCAGAACCUGCUUGCAGCGUUAAAUUCCACUUAGCAUUAUACAUAAGAAGCUGUUGGUUCUUAAAAGCGGGUAAUAUUGUUUUUUCACAUACGGUCACUGAAAAAUCAUGCCAGACAUGCUUUUAAUUUGAACAAAAAGGUGGUGUCAGACACUUUACAUAAAUUCCAACAAAACCUCCUGCAAUUUAUAUGAAUGGGUAUCAAAAUCUUAUACUAGGACAUUUUAAAGUCUGCAGCAAUAGCUUGGUAUCAUUAAAAAGGUAAAUAUGUCAGUCAUUAUGUUAGAUGUUUCCUUUAAAAUAUAAUUAUUGGAAUCAAUCAAUAUCUUUAUUGAAAUAAAAAGGCCCUGUUUUUCUGA